Messenger RNA from Myxocyprinus asiaticus (Chinese sucker), 1826 nucleotides. RefSeq names its product CD59 glycoprotein-like. The coding region runs from base 152 to 517 and encodes 121 amino acids. Lineage: Eukaryota; Metazoa; Chordata; Actinopteri; Cypriniformes; Catostomidae. The transcript has 4 exons. The record is from RefSeq and is a predicted model, not a curated record.
ACGGCAUCAUUCAUGCAGAGCAAGGGUGAGGUUGGGCGAGAGCCUGCACAAGGAGGAGGCGCGAGGAAUGCUUUUGGAUCAUUGAUACACACAAGCUUGGACAUUUGUGAUAUUUGAAUAUUUUGAGCAGGGUCAGAAAGCGUUUUUCAUAAUGAAGUGCUCUUUUGGACUUUUUCUUGUGAUCUGUUGUAUGACUCUUAGCUUGGGAUCAUCUCUUCGGUGCUACAAGUGUGAGGAUUACUUUGGUGGCCAAUGCAAAGUACAGCAAGAAUGCUCUUAUGAGGAUGCAUGUUUAUAUCUCUAUGAGAAAGGUGGAAAGACAGUUCGCAAGUGUAUUCGAUACACUGACUGUGACAACUCUGGACUGUCCCAGCAGUUCCCGUCGAUAUCAGAGUACACUUACAUGUGCUGCCACACGGACCUGUGCAACAGCAGUCCGGCGACCACCGCGGGCACCUCGUUUCUGUCCCUAAUGACGGCGGUGACUGGCCUCUGGUGGUGCUGCUUCGCUGCAUGAGAUUUAUUUUGUAAAAUUACUCUAAGGCCACAUCCACACUAGUGCAUUUUUGUUUGAAAACUAAAUUUUCAGUUUCCCAACGUCAUCAUUUUCCAAAGUAGGUGGUAAAAGAAAAAAUUUUCUAAAUGCUCUGUUUUCGGUGGUGGAAAACGCUGUUCCAGUGUGGUGUGCGAAAUUAGAGCGUUUUCAAAUAAAAACGUAUUAGUAUGGAUGUGGCCUCAGCCAAAACACAAGUUCAGUCUCUAGAACGUCAGCUAUUUGUUGUCUUAAUCAUCAUGGAUAUAGGUUGUAGACCUUAUUCAGUGACGGGAAUGAAAAUUAGGCUGUAAGGAAUAGACUGUCUCUUUAAUUGGUUGUACUGUUGCUUAAAUUGGUGUUGAUCGUUCUGCUGACGAAACACUUAAAAGACAUCUUUAAAAAAAAAAAACAUUCAGACAACACCAGUUUAAUUCUCGUCACAAAUCAAAUAUGGCGCUGCUCUAAAUAUGGUCUAUUUACACCGAUCAGCCACAACGUUAAAACCACCUGCCUAAUAUUGUGUAGGUCCCCCUCGUGCCACCAAAACAGCGCCAACCCGCAUCUCAGAAUAGCAUUCAGAGAUUAUAUUCUUCUCACCACUAUUGUACAGAGCGGUUAUCUAAGUUGCCGUAGACUUUGUCAGUUUGAACCAGUCAAGGCAUUUCCGUCCACAGAACUGACGCUCACUGGAUGUUUUUUGUUUUUGGCACCAUUCUGAGUAAAUUCAAGAGACUGUUGUGUGUGAAAAUCCCAGGAGAUCAGCAGUUACAGAAAUAAUCAAACCAGCCCAUCUGGCACCAACAAACAUGCCACGGUCCAAAUCACUGAGAUAAAAAAAAAUGUCCCCAUUCUGAUGGUUGAUGUGAACAUUAACUGAAGCUCCUGACCCGUAUCUGCAUGAUUUUAUCCACUACACUGCUGCCACACGAUUGGCUGGUUAGAUAAUCACUUGGAUGAUUGUUGGUGCCAUAUAGGCUGGUUUGAGCAUUUGGUUGGUUGAGUAGGUGGUUUUAAUGUUGUGGCUGAUCGGUAUAUUUACUAUAUAUAGGCCAUUAUUUAGCUAAUAUUUUGUUUUAACUAACUGCUGCAAUAUCGUAAAGCACUAUUUGCUGUAAAUCAUUUUUUGCUGUUUUCUUCAAUUAUUAUUGUUUUGCCCUUUUCAUAAUUUUUGUAUUUUUUAUUUAUAGAAUUUUGUUUUUUAAAAGAAUGUAGCAAAAUGCUCAAUUUUAACGUUCAUGACUUUUGUAUGUGGUGUGUUUACAUUAGUAAAAAACAGCUAAAAAAACUAAAA